AUGACUGCCAUACGACURCGUGAAUUUGUUGACCGUCGCCCAGGGAUUCCACCCAGUAACUUCAUUGUUCACAGAGGAAAGGAUCUCCGAGGCUACUACCAUGGGCAACUGGCAAGAGUUCAUUAUGAUGAUAGUGUGAAGAAAACACCCAGACCACUCAUAGACUUGGCAAUUCCAACCGAGAGAAAAACUCCGUAUCAGCCUCAAUUAGACCAACAAACGCUCAUUCGAUAUAUUUGUUUUAAAAGUCGUUCGAAGCCUGUCGACUCGUGGUAUAAGGAAACCACUUACCAGAGAAGCUACUCUCUGCCAUUUUACGACAUUGGUUGGGACCAGAAAUUAGCCACCAUUUCACUGAAUCCUAGACCACUGAAUUCAGUGCCAGAGUUCUACUGUUAUGAAGACAACAGUGGCUUCGAAAGAAAUUCUUUUCAGAUUAAGUUGAUCAGCCUACAACUGGGAAUCAAGAUCCWGCCUUAA
Molecule: messenger RNA, 480 nt
Organism: Urocitellus parryii (Arctic ground squirrel)
Lineage: Eukaryota; Metazoa; Chordata; Mammalia; Rodentia; Sciuridae
Gene: Spmip3
Product: sperm microtubule inner protein 3
Source: RefSeq, a predicted model, not a curated record